This is a messenger RNA of Corvus hawaiiensis (hawaiian crow), 5334 nucleotides long. RefSeq names its product cyclin dependent kinase 18 (gene CDK18). Gene Ontology annotation, biological process: protein phosphorylation. The record is from RefSeq and is a predicted model, not a curated record. The transcript has 16 exons. Lineage: Eukaryota; Metazoa; Chordata; Aves; Passeriformes; Corvidae. Bases 388 to 1812 code for a protein of 474 amino acids. Gene Ontology annotation, cellular component: nucleus; cytoplasm. Gene Ontology annotation, molecular function: ATP binding; protein kinase activity.
CACCGCGCCCGCACCGCCCCCGGCUCCGCUCCGGCUGCCCCUGCUCCGGUACCGGCACCGGCACCGCUCCGGCUGCCCCUGCUCCGGCACCGGCACCGCUCCGACUCCCCCGGCACCGGCACCGGCCCCGGCCCCGCUCCACCCCUCUCCUGCUCCGGCACCGGCUCCAGCAUCGGCCCCGCUCGGGAGCCGGUACCGCUCCAGCCGCUCUCCGGUCCCGGCCCCGCUCCGCUCGCAGCCCGGCCCCGUUCCCGGAGCGGCCCCGCGGUCCCGCAGCACUGCCCCUGCUCUGCCCCGCAGCCGGCAGGAAGGAGGAAGGGACACGGCAGAAGGGAGAGCGACCUGCUCGGCGGCCGGGCUCAGCCGUCCCUGGCAGCACGAGGGAAGAUGAACAAGAUGAAAAACUUCAAGAGGAGGUUCUCCCUCUCGGUGCCGCGCACGGAGACCAUCGAGGAGUCGCUGACGGAGUUCACGGAGCAGUUCAACCAGCUCAACAACCAGAGGAACGAAGACCUGGCUCAGGGGCACCUGCAGCUGGCGCAGCUGGGCAGGGACCUGGCAGCUGACGGCAGCCCCGUGUCCCCGCCGGAGGGGCAGGGCCGGUCCCCGGUGGCGGCCGUGCGCUACCGCAACCACGGCCAGCGCCGCUUCUCCAUGGAGGACGUCAGCAAGCGCCUCUCGCUGCCCAUGGACAUCCGCCUGCCCCCCGAGUUCCUGCAGAAGCUGCAGAUGGAGAGCCCGGAGCUCCCCAAGCCCCUGAGCAGGAUGUCCCGGCGGGCCUCCCUCUCAGAUAUCGGCUUUGGGAAGCUGGAAACCUACGUCAAACUGGACAAACUGGGAGAGGGCACCUACGCCACGGUGUUCAAGGGCCGCAGCAAACUGACGGAAAACCUGGUGGCGCUGAAGGAAAUCCGCCUGGAGCACGAGGAGGGGGCUCCUUGCACGGCCAUCCGGGAAGUGUCGCUGCUGAAGAACCUCAAGCACGCCAACAUCGUCACCCUGCACGACAUCAUCCACACCGAGCGCUCCCUCACCCUCGUCUUCGAGUACCUGGACAACGACCUCAAGCAGUACCUGGAGAACUGCGGGAACCUGAUGAGUGUGCACAACGUGAAGAUCUUCAUGUUCCAGCUGCUCCGUGGCCUGGCCUAUUGCCACGGCAGGAAAAUCCUGCACCGAGACCUCAAACCGCAGAACCUGCUCAUCAACGAGCGAGGGGAGCUCAAGCUGGCUGAUUUUGGAUUAGCCAGGGCCAAGUCGGUCCCGACAAAAACCUAUUCCAACGAGGUGGUGACGCUCUGGUACCGGCCCCCCGACGUCCUGCUGGGAUCCACCGAGUAUUCCACGCCCAUCGACAUGUGGGGGGUCGGAUGCAUCCACUACGAGAUGGUGACGGGCCGGCCGAUGUUCCCCGGCUCCACGGUGAAGGAGGAGCUGCAUCUCAUCUUCCGCCUGCUGGGAACCCCCACAGAGGACACCUGGCCUGGGAUAACAUCCAACGAGGAGUUCAAGGCUUACAACUUCACCCACUACCGAGCACAGCCGCUGAUAAAUCACGCCCCAAGGCUGGACUCGGAAGGCAUCGACCUGCUGACAAAUCUGCUCCUGUACAGAGCCAAGGGCCGGAUCUCAGCCGAGGCAGCCCUGCAGCACCCCUACUUCAAGAGCCUGGGAGAGCGGGUGCACCUCCUGCCUGACAACGCUUCCAUCUUCUCCCUGAAGGAGAUCCAGCUCCAGAAGGACCCCGGCCACCGAGGCUCAGCCUUCCAGCAGUCAGCCCGAGGCAAGAACAGGAGGCAGAGUAUAUUUUAAACUCGGAUCUCGCGUUCCCCUCGUCGCCAUGGAGAUGGAAGCGCUGAGGAAGGAGACGGCUCCCACCCGACCCUCCGCAGAGCUCCCGGCUCCAGCAGGACGAGGCCGACGCUGUCCCCAAACCCCUCCAUGGACCUGUGGCCUUGUCCCCCCGCUUGUUUUCAUGUUGUCCCCACUGCGAGGUGCUCCAGGCCCCUGCGCUGCCCCGGGAGGGUUUGGGGGCACAGGGAGGGGACUCCAGGGCUGGGCUGGGGAUUUGUGGAGUUUGGCCCAGGCAGGAGUUGCUGAAAAUGCACCUUGGCUCAGACAAGCUGCCCUGCACCCCCUGGUUUUUGGGGAUACCACGUUAAGACUGCUCGGCAUGGCCCAGCCUGGCACUGGGAGCACCUGGGGCACAGCUGGGGCACAGCUGGAGCACAGGAACCAGGGCAGCCCCCCCGCAUUUCCCUCACCUCUGCCUGCAGAGCCCCAUUUCCCCUCCCUACUUUGGUACCUGAAUCCAGCUGAGGAUGGAGCACCCGGGCUUCCCAUUGCUCCCCCCGGCAUCUCCCGGUCCCUGUUCCCAAAUCCAGCCAGCUGGGAUGUCCUGAGCCGAGAGCAAGGCCUGGCCUAACCCCGCUGGGCUGCAGGAACCCGCAGGUGGGGCUGUGCUGGAGCGGGGCCGGGCGAGGAUCGGUUCCGUGCUGCCCCCCGAGCCAUCGGGAAUCCGGAGCACCCUCGGGAAUCCCAUCCAGGGUAUCCCUGACCUGUCUUUGUGCGGUUUUCCUGCUCGAUGGUCCCGUCCCCGUGCUCUUGAGAGCGGGAACAAGGCACGGAUGGAGCAGCCCCUUCCUCAUCUCCAUCCCACCACCCCAAGGAGCAGAACGGGGGUCCCAGAGGGGUCUCAGGGCACAUCUCGCCCCUCUCCCAUCGCUCUGAGCCCCUCCCCGCGCGGCAGAGCCCCAAUCCCGGCGCCAGAGCGCUGCUCACGCCCACCUCGGUGUGUUUGUGCCCAGAGGGAAGGGGGAGAGGUGCCAAACCUCCCACAGCUCAGCUGUGGGCACCCGAAAUAGCUCUGGGGAGCAGCACAGCGCCCCUCAAUCCCCUCCCCGGCCCCUCCCGGACCGGCCCUGCUCGGAUCGGUGCUCAGAGCUUUGUGCUCUGCUGGCCCGGGGCUGCUCCAGGGGGGUUUUCCCCUCUCCAAACGCUUCGGGAACAAAUCCAUCCCUGCUGCAGCUCUCCCCCACAGCCUGGGAGCGUGUGAGCAGCGCGAGGAGCCUCUGUGCUGUGCGGUAUUCACAUCCUGGCCUUGGCUUUCCCGGGUGAUCGGCUCCCUCUGGAUGUGGCCGGGACUCUCUGGAGCUGGGACCGGGGCUGGAGCAUUGCUCCAGGAUCCAGCUCUCCGUGGGGCUGCUCCCCCCUGGAGCAGGGCGUCAUUCCUUCAGAAAUCCUUGGAAAACGCGCAGUGGGAGGAAAAAUGUGGAGACCCUGGAGCUGCCCGGGACUCCCGGGGUGGCUCCUCCCGGUGCCAGCGCUCGGAGCUCGCCGGGAGCUCCCCCGUGCCACCAGAGCUCUGUCCCAGACGAGCCUCCAGACGUCUGCAUUGUUUGAGGUUUGCCCAUCCCUGCUCCGUUCCCUUCCCGGUAUUUCCAGCACACGCCAGGCUGGAUUGUUCCCUAAUUGAUUCCAGUGGAUAGGGAAGAGCAGGAACAGCCCCCAGCACCCAGUGACGCGUUCGGGGCCGUGUUUUCCUGAGUGGUCCCCAUUCUCUGAACUCUCCCAUUGCCAUAAAGGAAUUUCCUUGGGAUCAGAGCUGCACUUCCCAGGGCUCCUGGCAGGAACUGGCAGCUCAGCAGGCAGCACAGCUCCUGGACACGGCUCCUUCAGGUGCCUGGGGUGAGGAAUUCUGGUGCACCCAGGGGAGCAGAGCCUGGAUCAGGCCAGGAACCCUUCCAGGACAUCCCUGACCUGUCUUUGUGCAGUUUUCCUGCUCGGUGUUCCCAUCCCCGUGCACUAGGAGUGGGAAUAAACUUCCAGGGGCACUGGAUGCCCAGCUGAGCUAUCCCACAUUACUGCUGGGAGGACCGGACACGCUGGGACCACCAGAUCCGAUAUUCCUGCUACCAGAUCCGAUAUUCCUGCUGAAGGCCAAGGCAAACUGCUGGGGAACAGCCCAUGGAGCCAGGGCAGCAUUCCCAGCAUCAGGGAAAGGCCCUGGUGGCUCCUGUUUAUCCUUCCAUACCCUUUACCUUUUCCCUACAAAUCCCCCCGAAAGGAGACACCAUUACUUCAUUAUUUAUUACCCCUGAGAGCUCCCAACAGCCCCAGUUCCAGAUAACCCCUUUUAUCCCAGGGAUUUCGUGGAUAUUUGAUUCCCAUGGUGAGUGUAAAUAUUUGGUGCCCCGCCGAGCAGGGUUCGGGGUUGGCAGCCGAACCCUGAGCUCUGAUCCCCACAGCCGGGAAGAAGAGGAGCUGCAGGUGGGCAGGGAUUAAAGCCUGGAAUUAAAUCCUUCUUUUCCUCCUCUGGGAUAACAUUCCAGCCCUUUUAGGCUGCGUUUAGGAGGAGAGAAACCUCCUGGAUGCCCCAUCCAUGAAAAACCCCGAGCAGAGCAGUCCCCCACUCCCGUGUCUGCUCCAGCAGCUCAUCCCUGGGCCAGGAUUCCCCGGGUUUUGGAGCGCCAAUUGGAAUUUUCAUGAAAAUGCUGGGAAUUUGUGUGGCUUCCCAGCAUUUUCCCCUCAUUUUAUGGAUUCUCCCAUCCACCACGUCGAGGAGCAGCCACCGCUCCUGGCAGACGGGGAGCUGUGGCAAAAGGAAGUUGUCACUUUGUCUUCCACACAUUUUUCUUGGAAUUUUUUCCCUUUUUUUUUUGUUAGCAGAAAACAGGAGUUUUGGCUGUGCCCUCAGGAAAGACUUCAUUCCUGGUAUUCUUUUGUCUGCCCAGCCGAUGGUUGGGUAAAGGAAUAGAAAUGAGUCCAUGUGCAGAGCACUCGGAGGCAGAGCUGUUCCGUUCCAUCCCAUCCCUCCAUUCCCACAUGGAUACACCUUUCCUGGCCCAACCCGUGGCCAGAUCCACGUGGAGAUUUUAAACAACAAAAAUUAUUUGGAUUUUGGAGAUUCAGGACCAAAUAAAUAUGCUGCUUUUUUUUUCUCUCCCCCUCUCCUUACACACAAGGGGAAAAAAAAAAAAGAAUUAAAGGGGAUUUUCCCAAGGUUUUCCAAUGUUUUGUUUGGGUUUUUCCACCUGAUCUCCACCUGCUCCAGCUGUGCUGCACAUCUGUCCACUCAAGCCAUGUAAAAUUGGAUUUUGGAUGUCCCUGUGAGCGAUGUCUGGACACAAACACUAAAAAUCCCCAUUUCCUCAUUGCCUUCCUCCAUCCUCAGCAUCCUCCAGCAGGAAAAACCGAUGGAAGUGGCCAGGAUGGAUCCCCAAACUGGGAAUGUUCUCUGGGGUGACUCAUUGGCAGAAAACCAAGAAUAAAUGUAUUUAACUAGUGCUGUACAAACGGGAGAUGCAUUUUAAAAUAAAUGAUUUUAAAGACUUA